Messenger RNA from Orycteropus afer afer, 1236 nucleotides. Lineage: Eukaryota; Metazoa; Chordata; Mammalia; Tubulidentata; Orycteropodidae. The record is from RefSeq and is a predicted model, not a curated record.
AUGGCACAAGAUAAGGUAUCUCCUAUGGAAGGCUCUUGGAAAAUUGAUAAAGAGUUCCAUAUAGAUGAAGAUAUGGGCUUCAUUCUGCCAAAUCCACUGGAGGAUCUACCUGAUAAGUACGCUGACUGGAUUUCCAUUGCUAAAAUUCUGCCUGACCUGAUUGAGAAUGGCACAUUACGUGCACAAGUUGAAAAGUUGCCACAACUCAGCAUUGAUGACCUCCAGGGGCACAAGUUGCAACGCCUUGCACAUCUGGUCUUGGGGUACAUCACCAUGGCAUAUGUGUGGUAUCGAGGUAAAGAAGACGUCAGUAAGGUUCUGCCAAGCAAUAUUGCAGUUCCUUAUUGCAAACUCUCUGAGAAGCUGGGGCUACCUCCUAUUCUGGUUUAUGCUGACUGUGUCUUGGCAAACUGGAAGAAAAAGGAUCCCAAUGGGCCUAUGAUUUAUGAGAACAUGGAUAUUCUGUUCUCGCUUCCUGGUGGGGAUUGCAGCAAAGGAUUCUUCCUGGUGUCAUUGCUGGUGGAAAUGGCGGCAGCUUCUGCAAUCAAAGAAAUUCCCAUUAUAUUUAAUGCAAUACAACAUCAGGACCAGGUCACUUUUAAAAAGGCACUAGGUGAGAUAACUUCUUGCCUGAACAAAGCCCAUGAAGUGUUUCAGCAAGUUCACAAACAUGUGGAUCCAAAUCUAUUUUUCAGUGUUCUUCGCAUAUAUUUGUCUGGUUGGAAAGGCAACUCAUUGCUGAAAGAUGGCCUGCUGUAUGAAGGGGUCUGGGAUACCCCUCGGCAGUUUUCAGGGGGCAGUGCAGCCCAAAGCAGCAUCUUUCAGUGCUUCGAUGUCUUGCUGGGCAUCCAGCAGAGUACUGGUGAAGUGGCCAGUGGCAAUGCCUUUGCCCAAUUCCUCCAGGAUAUGAGGACAUAUAUGCCACCAGCUCACAAAGCCUUUCUUGAAUCACUGGAGAAAGGCCCCUCAGUCCGUGAAUUUGUCCUUUCAAAUGGUGACACCAGCCUGAAGUCAGUUUAUGAUGAAUGUGUGAAAGCUCUGGUCUCUCUGAGGAACUAUCACUUGCAAGUAGUAACUAAAUAUAUUGUAAUUCCUGCACGACAGCAGAACAAGGAUAACCAAACGUCUGAAGAUCCAUCAGAAGCAGAAAAUAGAGGAACAGGAGGCACCAAUGUCAUGACUUUUCUAAAGACUGUAAGAAAUACAACUGAGAAAUACCUUAUGAAGGAAGGUUAA